Molecule: messenger RNA, 3201 nt
Organism: Tetrahymena thermophila SB210
Lineage: Eukaryota; Ciliophora; Oligohymenophorea; Hymenostomatida; Tetrahymenidae
Product: kinesin motor catalytic domain protein
Exons: 10
Biological process (GO): microtubule-based movement
Cellular component (GO): cytoplasm
Molecular function (GO): microtubule binding; ATP binding; microtubule motor activity
Source: RefSeq, a predicted model, not a curated record
AUGAGUUUUCCCUAUUAGAAUAUUAUUAAGGGUAACCCUAUAAGAACAUUAGUUAGGGUUAUACCACCCUCUAACUUUCAAAGAGAAGAUGUAAAAAUUAUGGCAAAUACAAUAUCGCUCACUGACUCAAAUCAAAGAAUUAUUGAAGAACAUGAUUGCUAAGAAGUUUAUGGGCCUGAAACAGAUGUUUCAACUAUGUUUUAGAAUUUAUUUAGAGGACAUAUUACGCCUUUAGUUAUGGGUUAUAAUAUAACAAUAUUUACUUUUGGUUCUACAGGUUCAGGAAAAUCGGCUACUUUAGAAGGGAAUGCAAGAGAAGCAGGCCUUAUUUUACAAAUGGCAGAUUCAUUAUUUAAUUAAUUAGAAACUCGUAAGCAUCAUUCAAGCAAGUUAAAUUAAGGAAAUUUUUAAAACUACUCUUAUGGAGUACGUGUCCGCUAUGUAGAAAUAAUUGAUGAAGAAAUUACUGAUUUACUUGGAAAUGCUGGUAAUUAAUUUUCAGAUGCUUUGAUUGUUAAGGAAACAGUUUGGGAAGGGCCAACUAUUUAAAAUGCUACUGUUUUAACUGUAUAAAAUCAAUCUUAAUUAAGCUAGCUUUUAACUGAAGGUAGAAAAAGAAGAAAUUAAACUUCUAAUGAAUUUGGAAAGUUGUCUUCUAAGGCAACAUCAAUAUUUACUAUCGAACUUAUUCAAACUUAAGAGUUAGUAAAUGAUAGUGCUAUUGAGAAUGUUACUAUUCUCUCUAGACUUAACUUUUUUGAUUUACCAGGAAGUGAAAUUAUGCUUGAUGAUCCUGAGUCCAUAAGAGUUAGAUAAGGUUCUACUUUAAACAAAAGUAUUAUAGCAUUAACUACACUUCUUAGAGACAUGUCUUAAAACUAAUCAAAAGAUGAUUAUUUCUUAACUGAGACUUCUACUGUAACUCACAUGAUGAAGGAUGCUUUAGGAGGUAAUAGUAUAUCUAUUGGUAUUUUCUGUUUAAAAAAUGGAGAUCCUAAAGGUAGUUCUUACACUCUUAAUAUGAUGAAGAGAGUUUCAAAUAUUUAAAAUUUCAGUAUAGUUAAUGAUGGAAAGGCAAUAGGUUUGCUUAAACGUUACAGAGCCGAAGCUAUUGCAGCAUCAAGUAAUAAUAGAUUGGGAGGGUACAAUAUGCCUGGUAUUGAAGGAGAACUUGGUAAUUAGAAAUUGUAAGAUCUUGAAAGAAGAUUGAUUGAAAAAGAUUUAGACAAGAUAAGGUUAGAUGAAGAAAGGUAAAGGUUCGCUUCAAAGCUAACAGAAAUGAGAGAGAAGUACAACUAAUUAAUUAGAGAUAAAGGUGAUCUGCAAAGUGAAUUAAUUAAAAGUGAGGAAGAAAAAUUAGAAGUCAGUAAAGCACUGGUAGAGCUUCAAAUAGAAAAUACUCGUUUAAUGGAAAUUAUUUAAACUGAAAAAUAUGAAUCUAGUAAUAAAUUACUUAAUGCAGAUGGUGAACUGUUAGAAUUGAAGAUUAAAGAAGAGAAAGCUUUAGAAUAAAUAUAAAAAUUGUAAGAUAGAUUAAAGGAAGUAAUUGAUGACAAACGUGAGCUUGAAAUUGAAUUUGUUGCAUUAAAAAAAAAUUAUAUUGAAGUCAACAAGAAAUUAGAUGAUGAAAAAAUAAAAAAUUAAAAUGUAGGCAUGGAAUUAAUAAACAUGGUAAAUGAAAAUAAAGCCUUGCAUGAUGAAAUGAAUGAUAUUUAUAAGAAAUCCUCUUCAACAAAUGAUGAGAAUGCUCGCUUUAUCAAUAGGAUUGAAAAGCUAGAAAAUGAAAAUUAGGAAUAAAGAGAAGCCUUAGUAUUUGCUAAAGCAGAAAUAGAGAGGCUGAAAACAGAAAUGCUUAAGUAUGACAUUUUAGAGCAAUAGCAUAGAAUAGAUAUUGACAAUAAAAAGAUAGAAAUGGAGAAAGGCUUUUUUGAAAUUACUAGAGAAAAGUAAAAUGAAUUCAAUAAGCUAACUCAAGAAGUUGAAGGCAACUUGAUUAAGAACAAAGAUGAAAGACUUUUAUGGGAAAGUUAAAAAAUGGAACUCACUCAUAAGAACAAACUAUAAUCAAGAAAAAUUUAAGAGUUAGAAGAAAGGUUAAACGAACUCAUGAAGUUUAAUGAUGAAAUGACUGCCGAAAAUGGAAAAUUAUAGCUUCAAUUAGAUGAAAUGCGUUCGGUCUAUAGAAAUAAAUUAAUUUAAUUUACUUCUGAGUAGGCAAGAGGAGCAAAUGGAGAUAAGCCAAUCAGAAUUGGAUAUGAUAUGAAUGCUCGUGAGGAAUUAAUUAGAAGUUAUAAUGAAAAAGAAAUAUAGCUUUCUGAGCAGCUUGAAAAAGAAAAGAGACUCAAUAAGAACUUAAAAAUGGAGAUAAGAUCUCUUAAGAAUUAUGCUCGCCAGAUGAAGUAUUUAGCAGAGGAUUGGGCUCCCGUUGGUGUUCCUUUACCAGAAAUACUAAAGAAAGAUGCACCUACCUAACUUGAUGAUGAAAUGCUAGGAGGCGCUCUUGUGGCAGAUUAAAAUGUAGAAAUAGAUCGUCUUAGAAAAAGAAACAGAAAGUUAGAAGAAGAGCUAAGAAUUAUCUAAGAUUAAUUACUUAACCAAACAAACAAGAAGGCUGAUAAAGAGGUUGAUAUAUAACAAAGAUUGCUUAAUGAAAUCGAGUACAUGAAAUCGACAAAUGUAAGACCUGGCUCAAGUUCUUAAAAUAUAGAAAUUUUAAGGAAGGAAAGAAAUGAUUUAUACGAAGAAAAUAAAAAGUUAAUUGCCAUGUUAAAAGAUAAUAGAAAAUGGGAUGCAUUUAUUCUCCAAAAAGAAAAUGAAAGACUGAUGAAAUAAAUAAAAUAAUAUGAGGAUGGCUAGUCAAUAGCUCCAAUUUCUGGUGAUUCAGGAAUGCUCAAAACUAAGGUAUAAUUCAAUAGUUUCACACCUACUAAAUUUUUUUCAUUCUAAAAUAGAUUAUGCAUUACGAAAAGAUGGUUAAAUAAUUGGAAAAAGAUAAAUCUCAGCUUCUAGUUCGUGCAACUAUGGCUGAAGAAUAACUUAAAUCUCUUUAAGAGCACUUACAAAAGACUACAUUAGAAUAUUAAAAAAAAAUCAUGGACCUUAAAAAGGGUAGAGGAGACUAUUGAUAGGAAAUUAUUGGGUAUAUUAAUCUAAUUAAAUUAAAAUAUUUUUUAAUAUGUUUUAUUUUACAUAUUAGUGUGA